Anopheles coustani is the source of this 4008-nucleotide messenger RNA. It is a transcript of the gene cg, whose product is annotated as zinc finger protein 420. Lineage: Eukaryota; Metazoa; Arthropoda; Insecta; Diptera; Culicidae. Gene Ontology annotation, biological process: negative regulation of transcription by RNA polymerase II. Gene Ontology annotation, molecular function: DNA-binding transcription repressor activity, RNA polymerase II-specific; RNA polymerase II cis-regulatory region sequence-specific DNA binding. The record is from RefSeq and is a predicted model, not a curated record. The transcript is spliced from 12 exons. Bases 993 to 3785 code for a protein of 930 amino acids.
GCGUCCGUGUCGUAGCGUGGCAGUGAAUUAAAACCCGCAAUCACGCGAAGACCUUUGGUGUCGUGCGCACACACAGGCACGGCAAGAAACAAGCGAAAAUAUGCAGAAAGCAUUGGGAAACAGAUAAUCGCCAGGCACGGGACGCGCGCGUUCGUCGGCGCUGUGUGUGGAAAACGUCAAAAAUUGCGUACCGCGACUGUCAAGCAAAGAAAAAGCGCAUCUCGUUCGUUCUAGCCAAUGGUUCCUGUGUUUUAUUCUUUUUAAUGGUUCUAUUCCGCAGUGACGUGUGCUUAGGGAUGCGAAAACCCACUUCCGAUCAUCACAGCAUCCUUUGCCGGUAGUUUGUUCUCCGCUUCCUUCAGUGUAGAACGAGAUGUUUGCACAUGCCGCUCUUCCCGACAGUCAAAAGAACGACAAGUUGGAACAUAAAAUGGCGGCAUCCCAAAGCAAUCGACGCUUCGAUCUGCAUUCAUUGAAGUUUAGCACAAUGUCAAGAAGUUAGUUUUUCCAGUGUUUGAAAAUGGAUGGAAAAUUAUUUUCGACAACUUUUCGCGCGCUUUUUUGUGCCUUGUGCAGCUUUCUUGAAUUUGGGUUAUGCCGUUACCCGAAAGUGUAUGCAAGUUCAGAUCGCGGUGAUUAAAGUGAAUGAAUUUAACUAGUUUUUUAAAUUGACACAGGAAACUGUCGAUAGUAGGGGCUUCUCCGGGAGAAAGGGCGCUGUGGGGUUUCCUUUUCUUGGCGGUUUUUACCGCCAACGAUCGAGGCGCGUCGAGACUGUUGGAAGUAGUGAAUCAGGUGUGUGAAAAAGUGCUUCACUAACCGUGUGCUGUACGUGCCGUACUAGUGGUAUAUCGUGUGAAGUGUUGUGCGGCUUGCCAGUGAUAUCAUUCGGUGAACGAAGAUUGCAUCCGAUAGCAGCUAAAUUGCGGAAGAUCGACUAACUGUAGGCAAACAGCGGCGGAAGAAAUAACGAGAGCUUAAAAGCGGCUAAAAUGUGUGCGGCACAGACGAAUCCGCCGGCCAGCUUUAACUACACCACCUGGGGGUUCGCGGAAAAUCCCCGCUCCGACUCGGUGGUGGAGAUAAGCCCAAACAUCAACUAUACCGUCGCAGAUGGAUCGUCAGCGAUGCCAUAUUUGCACCUACCGGAUGGUGCCAGCAUCAUCGUGCAGAAGGACGCAAAGGGAACGAUCCCGCACACCAACAAAACCGUCCGCCGGAUGAUCGUCCUUCCGCACGAUGGAUCCACCGUGCAGCAAGGAACCCAGAGGAUAAUCACUACCAGCGGAACGACGGCAACGGUCUCCACUGGCCACACGAAGAAACAGAACGAAGUCAUAACGAAUGGCAUCAUUGACUCGAAGACGAAAACCAUCCUCACGGCGGCGGGCACGGGCGGUGCAUUUAUGUCCCCGCUGGGACCGAUCCAGCUGACAGCCGAGGAAUGCAACGACAUAUUGAUGAAGCGGGCAGCGGCAGCGGUCGCAGCCAACAAUCAACAUGCCAUCACCAACAGCACCGAUGGUCAUCACACAUCCAUUGCCGUGCAGGUGCAGAAAGUCAUCCAGGGCCUGGAGGAUGGUGAUGAUUCACAGGCGGCAACCUCAAACCACCAGCUGAAGAUAGAACCGACGCUAAGCAUUUCACCGAAGCUCGAAGCCGUAGAGAUUGAUUAUAACGAUUACGUCCAGGCAGAGGCGGCCACACCGACCCCGAACGUGGUCCCGAAGGAGCGUCCGUACUCGUGCGAUCAGUGCGGCAAGUCGUUCCUGCUGAAGCACCAUCUGACCACCCAUGCGCGUGUCCAUACAGGUGAACGGCCUCACGUGUGCGUCCACUGCGGCAAGGACUUUGCCCACAAGCACUGUCUCAAUACGCACUUGCUGCUGCACUCGACCGAGCGACCGUACCAGUGCCAGGAGUGCAAGAAAAGCUUCACCCUGAAGCACCACCUGCUGACGCACUCGCGGGUUCAUUCGCGCGAACGUCCGUUCGUGUGCCAGGAGUGUGGCCGAUCGUUCCCGCUGAAGCGCCACCUGGUGACGCACAGCAAGUUCCACGCCGGCGAGCGGCCGUACGUUUGCGAGGACUGCGGUGAAAGCUUCGCCCAGAAGGAGCACCUGGUGAUGCAUUCGCGGUUCCACGGAUCGCUCAAUCCGUUCGUGUGCCAGGACUGCGGGGCUACGUUCCCGCGCAAGUUCCAGCUGGUCAACCAUGGCAAGCUGCACGGACGCAUACCGCACUCGUGUACGCUCUGCGGCAAGGAGUUCCUGCAGAAGCGCACCCUAGCGGCGCACAUGAGGAUUCAUACCGGCGAUCAACCUUUUCCGUGUAUCGCCUGCGGUGAAGGAUUCCGUACCAAGUCGGAGCUGAGUGCACACAAUCGUCUCACGCACAGUGGCACCAAUGCGAACUCGUCUUCGAACGCGACCAUCAUCACAACCAACACGGUCGUUACGUCCAACGCGCAGCAGCAGCAACAGCAGCAACAGCAACAGCAGCAGCAGCAACAACAACAGCAGCAGGCCCAGGGCCAACAGCAGCACAUCGAGGUGCAGCAGAUCCAACACCACCAGGGUCAGCAGCAGGUGCAGGAAGUGGCUAAUGGCAACAUCAUUACGACGAUUGCCGCCACCGGCCAGGGUUCACCCGAGACUUCCCCGAGGCCCCAAUAUGCAUGUCGCGAGUGUGGCAGCGCCUUCAAUAGCCGCGAAGCAUUGGCCCUUCACCUACGCCUGCACACCGGCGAUAAGAGCCUGAUGACAGACCUGUGCGCCCUUACCGCCGCCAUCCCGGGCCAUCUCUUCCCGGCCGUCAAUCAAGAAUAUUCGCUGGUUGGAAGUCCGGCAAACGGUGGUCCGACGACUCUCAUGACGACAAGUCCCGUAAUACAGAGCAAUCCUCCCUUUCCAGUACAAAUAAUCACCUCCUCCGGGCAGGUCGUCCAGCAGACGAUCCAACCGCAAAGCCCUCCCCAGCAGCAGCAGCAACAACAGCACCACCAACAGCAGCAGAUUCAACAGCAGCAGCAACAACAGCAGCAGCUCCAGCAGCAAACACAAGUGGUUCAGCAGCACCAGACGCAAACCGUCGUCCAGCAGCAAAAUCAGCAACAGCAGCAGCAGCAGCAAAUGCAACAGCAGCAGCAGCAGCAACAGCAACAGCAGCAACACCAGCAGACAGUUGUCGUGGGACAGACGAAACCAAAGUCGCACUACUGCACCCACUGCGGCAAGGGUUUUGCAGCCAAGCACGGUCUGCUGCUGCACAACCGACGCCACCCGAACGGUGGUUGCACCGUGCGGACACACGUGUGCGAGUGCGGUAAGGCGUUCUUCCAGAAGAACCACCUGAUGCUGCACCAGCGUCAGCAUUUGGAGCAGAAGCCAUCGGUCGGUGGAGCUGGGGCUGCGGCAGCCAAUGCUCAGCAGCAGGGUCAGGCUAGCCAGCAGCAACAGCAGGCGGCCGCCGGUCAGCAGCAACUCGUUGUAAUUCAACAACCAAACCAGGAAGCAUUGGUACAGCAGCAGCAACAGCAGCAAGCCCAUCAGGCCGCCCAGCAGCAGCAUCAACUGCAGCAGCAGGCCCAGCAACAGCAGCAGCAACAGCAAGCCGUCGCUGUGCAGCAGCAGCAGCAGCAGAAUCAACAGAACAAUCAGCACGGCAUGCGCAACCUGGUGAUCGCGAAUCAGCCCGUGCAGGUGCAGGUGCUAGAGGGUAACACGACCCAGGUGAUCAAGUACGAGAUCAUCCACGACACCUCGCGGCAGUCGAACGUCGAGUGAGAAGAGGCGAUGCUCCGUAUAACCAAACCGGAUGGUACGGAGGAAAUGAAGAAAGUCUUCAUACUGAAGAACGAGAUGGGAUGAAACUUGCUUCACGGUGGCGGCCCCGCUGCUGCUGGUGGCGUUGGUGUGGCCGCACCCGGCGCUGUUAGCUAUUCCGCCACCAACACCACCACCUCCUCCUCCUCUUCUUCCACGCCGGCCGUGCUGGACGUGGGUGCGG